AUGCGAUCCCAGCACCUUAUCCCCUCUCCAAACAUGUUGAGCAAUAUACACGUGUACUACCAAGGGGACUUUUUGACCGAAGCAGAAGCAUCACAGUUUAUGCAUAGUUCUCUGCUGAGCCAGGUCAACCUGCAACGCAAUGCAAUGAUAUCCCGCUCCAGCAACGCACAUCCAGGAACAUUAGUCAAGCGGCCUGGAUCAGCAAAGCCCCUAGGCUCUUCCAGAAACGACUACAAGGAGAUGGGGGAUGCAGAUCAAAACACUCUAGACACAGAGACGAUGGUUGAUGACCUAAAGUUCAUACGAGCAUCUCUAAUAGAUAAGGAUGGGCAGCUCCUUCUCAAGGACGGCGUCAACGACAAGUCAAGUGAAACGUACCGGAGGCUAGAGCACUUGGUGCGAAAGCGACCAGUAAGCGCUGGCACCGGACUUGACAAUACCAUGGGAAAGUAUACUAUUAGAGACAUGCAGCUGUUGCGAAACAACAAUUUCUAUGAGCUUCUUCCAGAGGCCCAGCGCGACUUGUUAGACUCUAAUAUGAGGGUCGACUUCAGUCUAUUCAGCAAUGAAAAGGCCCAGAAAGAGCUCAAUGAGUCCAUUAACUUCAUCAACAGGGGCAUGGACCUGGAGGCAGCAACCCACGGCAUGACUGAGGAUGUACUUUCUAGAUAUAGGCGCAGGCGGCCUGCCUCUGCGCAUUCCAUACCAACCCGCGGGCUUCUUUCUCCACACAACACAAGCCUUCCCAUCCAGCACGGCAAAACAACUUCCAGGCCAGCAUCCAUGCGUCGAACAAGUAUCACUAGUGUGCGAGACCUUCAAGACAGGCUUCAUGAAUUUACAACCAACUGGACACAAAGUAGGUGUUGCUUUGGCGAUACAUAUAACAGCAUUACUCAAGGACAUCAUCCUGUCACUAUUAGUUGCGAACAACCAAUGAAUUUAAGUGUUCAACCCUUCACUGAUACCGUGGCCGCUUCAGCCAUCCAGCAAGACGAGAAUAUAGUUAAACCGGAAUCCAAAACUAUGCUAGACCAGGAGCCAUCGCAACAUGAUACUGUGCAUGUGGAUAUGGUUGCUCUCAAGUCAGACGAUGAUCCAACCGGCAAUUCAAUCCAUUCAAAGACUCAUACUGCUCCUUCCUUGAUGCCAGUGACACACCACGCUUAUGUGCCCUGUAAUAACGAUGCUCUUGAGAAGAAAUACAGCUCUGCUACAGGCUCCAGGGAUUCCAGCUAUUCCCAUGCUAAGUCAGAACGCUUGACCUCCACAACGGAUGAAUUAAGCAUUGACUCAGAGGGAAAUAUCUAUGCAGUUAUUGGGAAGAAAAAGACACCUUCUCGUGUUUCAACAGAAGCUCGUCUUGAUAAGCAGAGUCAGAAUGUGUCCAUGUCUACUCUUGCAAACGACACAGCAGAGGAUCACGGUGAGGUUAUACUAGACGAAGAAAUCUUCGAAACCAUAUGCUCUCAACACAGUACGCAAUCAUCUGCCAUAGAAAGCAGCCUCAACGCAAGCCUUACAAAACUUUCAGCUUCCCGAAGCGCUACCAGGUCUAAGCCUCAUCAAAAACCCCGUUCUAAGGUUCAAUCCCAAGAUCAGAGAAAUGCACCUGCACCUGCAAUUACAGUUUCUGAAGAGUCCAACUUUCGCCAAAUAUUGCACAGUGAUAAGAAAUUUCCCGCAUCAUUUCAGCCACGGACAACGCAUGUCGCUGCUAGUCAUUCAACUCUUGAUAUUAGCGAAGGCCCAAUAGAAGUAAGACGUAUCUGGCGAACGCCUCAUUCAACAGGGCGUCCUGUACCCACUCCUCAAACUGAUAACCUGGGUGCAGUGAGGGAACUGGUUAGAUCAGCUUCUGAUAUUUGCCACAGCGAGCAACUGGACACUGUUACUGAUUCCGUUAGCAGAUUAGAUCGUAGGGUUAUAGUCCCCGAACGCCAGGGAUUUAAGGGAUCAGUCAUUACUUCUUACCAGCGUGCCAUUGCCAGCAGGAACAAGGAACUGGGUGAGAGAGACAUUAAAGCUACCUCUAUCUCAGAGCAUAUUGUGGACUUAAAGAAGGUUUAUAGCGGGUUCGCCAUAGAUAAAAGCUCGUUCUCUACUGAAAACUCUGCUCCGUUGAUGACUGUCAAGGCUACUGUACCAUACACUACUAACCAGCAUCUUCAGAAGCAACCAGCAGAGCAGCUCCUUGACGAAUCUUCGGAGGCCAUAGCGCCUGCAGAGCAGAACGUUAGAAAUGUCCAGGACAUAGAAGAGAGGCUCCAGACGCUUGCGCAUCCAACUCCGCCGCAAUGUUCUCAACUAGAUGCAUAUCCCAUACACGGCAGUUUAGAGUACUCCGGCAAGAAGGAAGACAUGGAGGAUGUCGUUGAUCUACCAGAAGAGUCCAGCAAUGUGCAGAGCAUCUCGUGUCUUAUCAAUUCUCAGCUGCAACGGAGUGAUUUGGAGACAUCGCUCGUGAUUCCUCGCAUGGACAUGGUAAAGCACCUUGAACAGUCGGCGGAUCUGUUGGGAUCACUGGCUGGAGAGCCCAGCAUGUACAGUGAUGACUUAAGCCAGCGUGACAAAAUCGUAUUGCGGAGAGGAAGCGGACAGAAGGAUAGCUCAGCACGACGGACCUCUAAUACAGACAGGACGUCAAGAGAUCAAAGCCUGUAUGAACGUAUGCACGACUUUAGAGAAACAGUCAAGCAAGAGCUUUCUCAGCAAGCGUCUCUUUCUGCUCUGGCGGCCAAGCCUCGCUCAUCGUUGAAUAUUCCUGCGGAUUUCGAAGAUCUACCACCGCAGACUUUUAUAGACACUGCCGUGAUACCCCUUCAAAAGCGCCUCGACGAAGCCAUUGCGGCUGCCAUGAACAAAAAGCCCAGGCUCCCAGCUGAUGAGUCCGACACUCUUGCCAAUUAUAUAGAAAUAGAUACUGAUAAAACUGAUGAUCGGGCGGCGACGCCAACCAUGGAAACCCUGUAUUCACGACAAGAGACUCCGCGACCAGGUGACUUCAGUACUAUGAUUGAGCAUGCUCAAUGCCCUAAGGUUCACGGUUCUGAUGACUCAUCAAAUUUAACAGAUAUGGCGGCACUGAAAGGCGUGGAGCGGGUUGCUGUUUCACGCAGUGACACCCAAAAGCCAUGCGUUGACAUCAGCCAUCCUGAAAGCCCAUUGUACCCCCUUGAGCCCCGACAAACAGUCGUUCAUGUAAUAGAUUUAGAACACCCAGAGUUAUAUGAGGAUGUACAUAGUAGCAUCAACUUAGCCACACAUGCAAAUUAUCAUAUGCUUGAUUCGUAUCGAGAGUUAGAGCUGAGCACCAAGCCAUCAGAGAUCAAGGAACUUGCUCACAUUGAUAAGCUUCUCAAAGAAGCCAAAAGGCUCAAUACCAGCUUGCAGGCAUCAGUGAAUAAAGAUCAGCUGUCAGAACUGCCAGUCGAUUAUGAAGCAAAGAUGGUUUUGGACGAUUACGAGCUGGAUGCAAAUUUCCCCAUAUUAGAAGAAGGUGAAUUGGGGAUAGACCCAACGGGAGAGAAAGAUGUCAUCUUAGCAAACUACAAGAAGCUCACAAUAGACGCAGCACAAAAAAGAAGCGUGCAUCUUGAUAGCUAUCCCACCGUCCCUAGAAAGACCUGCUCCAUGAGUGGAAGGUCCCAAGAAGAAAAGGCCAUAGAGAAUAACUCACGUGAGGGCAAAGGAUCGGAGGUGAAAUGGGCAGACACGGUACUCGAUGAUAAUGAAGAGAGAUAUGAGACUGCUUCCAAUGAGUGUAGACAACUGGAUAAGGCAGUAAGCUGGAACUGGCGCAUGUUUGCCGGCCAAGGAUCCUCUGUUGCCAGUACAGAACAAGGUCACAAACGUACUGGCAGUUACACAAGUGCAUUAGCUACGUCUGCGGUGUCUCAAUCCACGAAAUCCGAUUCCCAGCAGAAAAAACAGAAACCUUACAACAAGUUUGAGAGGUUCACACCCAGACAAUUUCUUUCCUCAACCUCCAUAUCUUACACUUUUAGGGCAGACCAGGACAAUAAUAGCUUAGGCUUAUCUGCACUCAACCACUCUAUUGUUACCGACAUUUCUGCAUCUAGACAAUUAUGUACUAAUGGCACCCUUCCAAUCCAAUUUGAAGCCGUCAAGGAUCAGUUUAAUCACGUAGCAAGCUGCACCAAAUCUCUGUUGUUAACGCAAGACUUGGACAAAUCAGGCACGCUAGAUCAACUGGACGUGGUCCAGACCCCAGAGAAGAGUAGCAUGAAGAGUUCUAACAUAGAGCUCUACACCUCCUUCAGUGGUACACCAUCAAGAGCAGAUCACUUGUCGGUAUCUAGAGGAAAGACAGCACUAUCGGAGUCGGCACACAACCUAGAGUCUAAACACUCUCAUGGAUCCAUGCUCAGUGCAUCAGCUGUGCAAUCGACAACUUCUAAAAUGGCAAGUCGUCCAACUCGGAUAAGAUCUGCUGCCAUUUCAAAGCUAGUCGAACAAAUUACAUCUGUUAAUAGCACAACAGCCGAAAACUUAGCCAAGCUCGGGUACAGCAAAGCAAGACUAGAAUCUUCUCGGGAUAAUCUGUUGCCACGGAAUACUUCUAGGUACAAUGAGAAGCUUGAAAAGGCCUCUCUGCUUCUAGAAAAACCUAAGCAGAAAGCAAGCAGAGUCCCUUCAGCGGUGCAGAGUGAGCCCCUUAGCGAAUCAAUCAGUGGAUUUGUAGAGCCACAAAAUAGUUGUAGUGCUAUCAGUGAUGUGUCAGAGCCUCAAGCAAUUCGAGCAGUGGGCAAUCCGAGGGGCAGUACGUUCAUAUCAUCUGGGUUUGGCGGCACGACAAACCAGCAACCUCGGUUAUUGUCCUCCAAGGCUACUUAUGAAGCACAAAUGGUACGCAUAGGGAGCAGUGCAAGAAUAAGGACACGUACCCUUCAUCCUGAACGUCCUGUUGCGCUGAAGACAACCAAUGACGCUUCCUCCUCCAUGCGUGUUACACCUGUUUCUACUAGGAAGCUAUCUGAGACACUUCCUGGAAGGCCAGACUCGGGAACAUCACGACCAGGCAAAUUGAUGAAGGUGGCAGAUGUACGGAUUGGUCGCCAGAAUCAGGAGCUUUUAGCAAGCAGCUCACAUGGUGAUGCUCGUCCUUAUUAUGGUGGCUCGGCUCUCUUCAGAUCAGUUGACGACAUGGUAGUAGCAGUUCCUUCUCCGGCCACAAGAAAUAUGGUGAUAAGCAUAACACGUAAGGCAUCGGUAAACACACCGAAGCAAACAACUCGCGAUAGAUAUGGCCGCCAAUCUGUUACCAGCUCCAUAGUUACAAGCCCGGCUGCCUCCAAAUCCCUUCUCUCAAAGAGACCUCGGAGUGCCAUAGCAUCUUCUGCACGCGAGUCUAUCUCCAAGAUUACAGCUGUGGCCGCAGAUAACGAAGCAGAUGACUCCGGCGCAUCUUUGCUUCUACAAAAGGCUGAUCUAGGCCUAGAGCCGAUUUCUAUCAUGGCCAAGCCCCUUGCAGUUCAAUCACCGGACCGCAUCAUUAAGGAUCCGUAUGAUGUUCGUGGGACUCUUCGUGACGAGGCAGAACGGUUCAUACCGUGCCGCGGAUUUCGUGUCAGCAGCGCCGGAAAAUUGCGUCUGCCCAGCACUAUCGAAAAAGAUAUUGUCGUCAACAUCCGUCCCCUGACAGCGAAAGUUGGCUCUAUGACAAGAAUGUAA
Messenger RNA from Giardia duodenalis, 5694 nucleotides. RefSeq lists its product as uncharacterized. NCBI's taxonomy places the organism in Eukaryota, Fornicata, Diplomonadida, Hexamitidae. The coding region runs from base 1 to 5694 and encodes 1897 amino acids. The transcript has a single exon. The record is from RefSeq and is a predicted model, not a curated record.